This is a messenger RNA of Caenorhabditis remanei, 1308 nucleotides long. RefSeq lists its product as uncharacterized. Gene Ontology annotation, biological process: protein phosphorylation. The transcript is spliced from 5 exons. The coding region runs from base 1 to 1308 and encodes 435 amino acids. Lineage: Eukaryota; Metazoa; Nematoda; Chromadorea; Rhabditida; Rhabditidae. The record is from RefSeq and is a predicted model, not a curated record. Gene Ontology annotation, molecular function: protein tyrosine kinase activity; ATP binding.
AUGGGCAGCAAAGAGAAGAUUCCAGAAGAGGACGCGUGUCUACCGUACUUUCACGGCGCCCUCAUGAAUAUUGACGCCGAUCAAUUGCUGGUGAAUGACGGUGAUUUUAUGGUGACAAUGAAGCUACAAAUCGAUAUUAAUAAAUUACAAUUCUUCCUGGCGGUUCGUCUCAAAAAAGGUGUCCGGCGAUAUGAGAUCAAAAGAAGCGCAACACAAGCGAAAAUGGCGACACGAAGUGCGGCGAACAUUGAGAAAUUGAUAAAUUUGUUGAAAACGGACCCCGUGGAGAUAAAGGGCGAGAAGGUGGUGUUGAAGAGGGCGAUAGCGAAGGGAAAGUUCCAGUUGAUGCAUAAAGAUGUGAUUUUUAAGAAGAAAAUCGGCGCCGGCGCGUACGGCACAGUUUACCGUGGCCGACUCGUCAGAACGAAUGAGGUGAUCGCGGUGAAGAAGUUGGAUCCAGAAUCCGCCGACGAGGAUGGACUGGCGGAAAUGAUGAAGGAGGCGAGAGUGAUGCAGUUGUACGAUCAUCCGAAUAUUGUCAAAUUUCACGGUUUCAUUUUGGACGAUUUGCCGUAUUUGCUGGUUUUGGAGUUUUGUAAUGGAGGAUCGGUGGAGGAUCGGUUGAGGGAGAAGGGACCGAAAAUCACGACAAUCACCCGUAGCAACUAUACGUACAUGGCGGCGUGCGGUAUGGAUUAUCUCCACAAAAAAGGUUGCAUCCAUCGAGAUAUCGCCGCCCGUAACUGCCUAAUUCACAAGGGAAUCGUGAAAAUGGCGGAUUUCGGUAUGUGCCGCGCACAGUCCGUCUACAAAAUGGACUUGACGAAGCCGUGCAACGUUCGCUGGUUGGCACCGGAGGUUUGGGAUACCGGCGAGACGCGGUUCAAUACCGACGUCUUCGCGUUUGGCAUAAUGAUUUGGGAGUUUUUUCAAGUUCCCUACGAGACGCCCUAUUCGGAAAUGAAGGCGGGACAGGUGAAACGCAAAACUCGAGCUGGCUACCGUCUCCCGGCACCCGACAACAUGCCAUCUGAAAUCGAUGAGAUUAUGAAAGAGUGUUGCCACGCGGCGCCGGAUAAACGUCCGACCGCCGAAAAGCUCAAGGAAUCGUUGGAGGCGGCGGUGACGAAGAAAAAGAAGUCACAAUCCACCAGCGUUUCGAGUUCAGCAUUGACUCCGGCAGCAGAGUCAACGAAUACCUCGAAAGUUUCGGCGAUGUCGUCGCCGCCAAAGAAACAGGAAGUAUCGGUGGAAAAAAAUUCGAAAAAUACGAAGAAAAAGAAGCGAGCGGGAGAUUCGAGGGGUUGA